Tarenaya hassleriana is the source of this 1316-nucleotide messenger RNA. RefSeq names its product myb family transcription factor PHL8-like. The record is from RefSeq and is a predicted model, not a curated record. The transcript is spliced from 6 exons. Lineage: Eukaryota; Viridiplantae; Streptophyta; Magnoliopsida; Brassicales; Cleomaceae. The coding region runs from base 176 to 1111 and encodes 311 amino acids. Gene Ontology annotation, molecular function: DNA binding; DNA-binding transcription factor activity.
CCCCACUCAUGUUUCCAGAUAUGGAGAGAGAGAGAGAGAGAGAGACCCAACAACUCCACGAUUAUAAAAUCGCCAAAUCUGUGGCAACAAACACAACAAAUCCUAAAUUAAAAGCCCUUUUGAUCGGAUCCUAGUAUCUUUCCUCUUAUCAUCGGUGGAAAUCUUAUGCGUGUUCAUGGAAAAUAUUCAGAAACCGAGCAUGAAUCUCGUCUUGUCCACCGACACCAAGCCCAGGUUGAAAUGGACUUCUGAGCUCCAUCACAGAUUCGUUGAAGCCGUCAAUCAGCUCGGAGGACCAGAGAAAGCGACGCCGAAGGGUGUGAUGAAGAUGAUGUGUAUCCCUGGGCUGACGUUGUACCAUCUCAAGAGCCAUUUACAGAAAUAUCGGCUUGGGAAGAGCCUGCAACUCGGUGGAAGCUGCGUUAACGAUAAGCACGAAGAGGCUGUCCCUGCCGAUGAAAACCAAGAAGUUCACACCAACAACGCCCAUGAAGGUGUCGAAGGCGGAGCCACCAAGGAAAAACAAGACGAAAGCGAGCAGAUGGAAGAGGCGCUACAAAUGCAGAUGGAAGUUCAGAGGAAGCUGCAUGAACAAAUUGAAGUACAGAGGCGUCUGCAGGUGAAGAUAGAGGCACAAGGGAAGUAUCUACAGUCUGUGUUGAAGAAAGCUCAAGAAACUCUCUCUGGUUACACUUCUUCGAAUCUCGGCUUAGCAUUUGCGAGAUCCGAGCUCUCCAGAUUAGCGUCAAUGGUGAAUAAUGGUGGCCCGAGUUCUUCCUUCUCCGAACUAACAGAAGCAGAAGAAGACGAAGACGAAGAAACCAAAGGAGGAUUCUUGGGAUCCAAGAAACCCAAAAACGUGCGACCUCAAACUAGAUGUUCGGUCGAAAGCUCGUUGACUUCGUCAGAGAGCACGGAGACCAAAUCCGAAAACUGCGAGAGCUUCACGAGGAGAUCGCUGGAGCUUCCAUUAAUGGAGAUGAGACCAGAAGGGAUGAACACGAAGAAGAGGAGGAGGAGCUCGAACGACGCCGUUUGCGUGGAACAGCCUCAGGAGAAGAGAGCCGUCGGAGUUUACGGAGGUGAACACUUGAGAUUGAGCUUGAGUUAGUUACAAGAAAGAGAUUGAAACUUUUUCCAAACCACAGGAUUAGGUCCGAGAGCCAAGAAUUUGGGUUUUAUAAGAUAAUGUUUUAAAACAUUUUGCGUACGUAGGUUGCCCAUAUAAAACUAUAGAUUUUGCGUGUGAACAAAUGGGAAUAUUAUAUAAAUUUCUAUUACGUAUAUUAUAUAAUACAGUAUACAGAUUUGGUGGA